AUGCAUUUAUGCUCUCUCGGCGGCGCCGCCGAACUCAAUUGCCCCGCCGCCGCCGCUCGGGCGAGGAGAACCUGGUGGCCCGGACAUGGGGGGUCCCGAGGAGGCGGCAGCCGUUUCCUCUGCUGCUCGAGAAGCCUCUCGGAGGGUUGCCCAUCUGCUCCUCGUCUUCAUCCUCAUCCUCUCGGUGGCGCCGCCCCUUCCGGCGGCGGCGCGUCUCUGGUCUCUCUGCCUCGAGCCCCAUCGUAUACGGAGCCGGCGGUGGCGGAGUACUCGAAGGAGCUCGAUGUGGCCGUCAGAGUGGUCCAGAUGGCCUGCUCCCUCUGCCAGGGAGUCCAAGAAGCGCUGCUGGGGAGAGGGGCAGACCAGGUGAAGGCCAAGGAGGACGACUCUCCGGUCACCGUCGCAGGUCUCAUCACGUCCCUCUCCUUGUCCCACUUUUUCUUCUUCUUCUUCCUCUGAAUCUCAUCUCCCCCUGUGCUUUCGAUUGGAUCACCUGCCUGCCUGCUCCUCCUCACCGGUCCUUUUGACAGCAAACAAAACCCCUUUCUCUUGGGUUUUAGACCCCCAUUCGUCUUCAGAGUUCGACGGAGAACUGGUUGGUCUCUUCGAGCAUGCAUGCUGCUGCUGUGUUCCACCAGGAGUUCCAAAGAUUGCAGGCGAGCUACGCCAUCCAAUGAACUCCGCAGCUCUUCCACUUCAAACAAAAUCUUUCUGCUCAUCAUCCUCUCGACCUACAGGGAAACUGGCCGGCCUCUUCUUCUCUUCGCUCUUCCCCCAGUUCAGCAUAAAAUGACAAUGGGGAGCUAGAAUCUCGAAUUCUGAUCAGUCUCUAGGAAACCUAUUCUUGCUAGAUAUCUCCCUCUCCACCGGAGCUCGAGAAGGGCUUUUUGAUGCAUUCAAUGGAUUUCAGAUGAUUAUACUCUCGACAUCUCUGAAGGUCGGAGAACCCUCUCUGCAGUCAUGAUCAUCUCUGAAUUCUCUGUAGAUCCCUGAAGAACUCGUAUUCAAUUCCCGCUUCGUUUAAAUCUGACAUCUUCCGAACCCUCAACCGGAUGUGGGCGCCCUGAUCAUCUCUGAAAACAAGGCUUCGAAUCCUUUCUGUAUGCCGCCGUCUGGUUCUUGCAUAAUUGAUGGGUGUGCUCUUGAUUUUCACUUGCUUUCUCCCUGACGAAGAUGGGUCUGGCAGCAUCAUCAUCAUCAUCUUCUUCUUCUUGUUCAUCGUCGUCUUUUUUUUUUUUGUUUCUGGGUGGAGCAGAUUGGAGCGUGCAAGCUGCUGUUAGCUGGCUUCUGGCGGAGAGCUUCCCGGGGGAGCGAGUGUCCAUCGUGGCGGAGGAGGACGUUCGUUCGCUGUUGGAGGAGGAGGAGCAGACCGGUCCGCUGCUGGACUCCGUAGUCAGCGCCGUGAACGGCUGCCUGAGGGAGGCGGCGGCAUACGGGUUGACGGCGGCGGCGCCGCCGGAGGGGGGCCUGGGGCGGCGGGAGGUGCUGGAGGCCAUCGGACGGUGCAACUCUGUGGGAGGCCCGGAGGGGAGGCACUGGGUGCUCGACCCCGUCGACGGUACGCUGGGCUUCGUCCGCGGGGACCAGUAUGCGGUGGCGCUGGCCCUCAUCGACGGCGGCGAGGUGGUGCUGGGGGUGCUGGGCUGCCCCAACUAUCCCAUGAGGAGGGAGUGGCUCGACUACCACCACCGCUACUACAGGGCGGCGGCGCGCGUGGCGCCGGCGGCGGCAGCGGGGGGGUGGCACAGGGGCUGCGUGAUGUACGCCCGCAGGGGCGCCGGCGAGGCCUGGAUGCAGCCGCUGGGACCCCACCGGGCCGCCGCCGCCGCCGCGAGGCCUGUCCGCGUCUCCACCGUCGACGACCCCGCCGCCGCCACCUUCUGCGAGCCCGUCGAGAAGGCCAACUCCAGCCAUGCCUUCGCGGCCGGCCUCGCCCGCUCCGUCGGUCUCAGGUGGGUCGGUCCCAAACAAAUCCUUGUUCCUCCAUCCUCCUAAAAUCCUCCUCCUUCCUACUGCUGCUGCUCCUGAGGGUCUGAUUCUUCUUCUUGUGCAAAUCGGUGAGCAGGAAUCGGCCGCUGCGGGUGUACAGCAUGGUGAAGUACGCGGCGAUCGCGCGGGGGGACGCGGAGAUAUUCAUGAAGUUCGGGAGGUCGGGGUACAGGGAGAAGAUAUGGGACCACGCGGCGGGGGUGCUCAUCGUCCAGGAGGCCGGCGGCGUGGUCACCGAUGCCGGCGGCCGGCCGCUGGACUUCUCGCGGGGGAUCUUCCUCGACGGCCUCGACCGCGGCAUCGUCGCCUGCUCCGGCGCCUCCCUCCACGCCAAGAUCAUCGCCGCCGUCGACGCCAGCUGGGACUCCUCCGAGCUCUAA
Spirodela intermedia is the source of this 2369-nucleotide messenger RNA. The record is from the annotation of a GenBank genome assembly. NCBI's taxonomy places the organism in Eukaryota, Viridiplantae, Streptophyta, Magnoliopsida, Alismatales, Araceae.